Hippoglossus stenolepis (Pacific halibut) is the source of this 1822-nucleotide messenger RNA. RefSeq names its product liver-expressed antimicrobial peptide 2 (gene leap2). Gene Ontology annotation, biological process: defense response to bacterium; antimicrobial humoral immune response mediated by antimicrobial peptide. The record is from RefSeq and is a predicted model, not a curated record. The coding region runs from base 152 to 460 and encodes 102 amino acids. NCBI's taxonomy places the organism in Eukaryota, Metazoa, Chordata, Actinopteri, Pleuronectiformes, Pleuronectidae. The transcript has 3 exons.
UCUGCCGGUGCCACAGCUGCGCUCGCUGAGUCAGGCCCACUUCCAGCUCAAAGAAACCCGACUUGAGCCGGACUCUAAACUCCAGACUCUCUAUUUGGACUGAGUCCUGCAGAGAUUUACCCGGAGCCCGGUCGGACCUGAGGCUGAAGAGAUGCAGGAGAGAAGCAGUUUCGUCCACAGCAGAGCAGCAGUGGCUCUGUGCUUUGUGCUGUUGAUGCUGGCUCAGCAGGUGUGUGCGGGUCCGCUGGCCUCUCGGCUGCAGUCCAGCUCCGACCAGAGUUCAGACUCGGUCGUCCACACGCUGAGGAGGGUCGCUCGCAUGACCCCCCUGUGGAGGAUCAUGAGCAGUAAACCGUUCGGAGCUUACUGCCAAAACAACUACGAGUGCUCCACAGGACUCUGCAGGGGGGGCUACUGCUCCACCAGCCAUCGUUCCCCGUCCGAGCCCGUGAACUACUGACCGUCCUCGGACACCGGACGUUCGAGCCCCAGUGAGCAGGCGUUGAUCCGCACCAGGGUUCUGAUGACCGGAACUCAUCCAGGCUCUGUAAUCGGACUUCUGUAUUUAUACGUUCCAAUUGGUUUCUGAUGAAAUCUAAAGGUUUUUAUGGAUUCACACAGCAAGUAGUUAAUUAAUGCUCCACCCAUAAUGAGAAAUAUCACUCGAGGGGGAAAGUUCCAAAAGAAAAGUCGUGUUUAUACUUGAUAUUUUCCACGAUAGGAUCAGUGAGAAGGUUUUUUUAUUAAGGGUCCGAACAACUUCAAACUUUUUUACCUUUACUUCUACUUCCAUGGACCAAAGUCCCUUCAGCCCUGAUCUCAAACUGUGGCCUUGAACUCACCUCCAGAAAUUGACAUGAUCAUAGAAGCAAAACACAAAGAACAGCCAGUUAUGACGAAUAUCAACAACCAGCCAGAAAAAAAGAAAAGAAAAAGCAAACAAUGUGGAGCUCGUUUUUAAUUUUGUGAAUGUGAAUCAGUUUGAUUUUAAGAAGUUUGUGAAUCGUCAGCCUUUAAAAACCCCUGAAGAAAUGUGCUUUGGCCAAAAACCUUCUUUUUUCCCGUUUAACAAAGCAACCAAAUGUAAAUCUGACUGUAAUAUCAGAUUUCUGACGCAGUGGGAUGACGGUCGACAGCCGGAGUUUUUAAUAAGAGGAAACAGAAACAACCUCAAGAACACGACGUUGAAAAGAAGAAGAGAAGCUGCAGAAGUUACAAAACUCUGCGGCCGUGCUCGAGCAGCCGGAACAUUUUAACAUCUUCGAGUUCUAUUUUAUUCUGUUCAAAGUUGUAUUUAAAGAAAAGUUUGUUCAGGUGCAAAUGAAUCUGCCGAGUAUGAAAUCACUUCAACUACAAACACCUCAUUUAAAACAAAUGGAGGAUACAUACCUGUCAUAUCUAUGUAUUUUAGAUUUUUUUCAGUACCCAAAAUAUACUUUAUGUAUUUCUUUUUAGAUAUAUUGACAAUGAAAUGCUUGUUUUAGAAUAAUAAAUAUCCCAAAACCUUCCUGUCUACGUGCUCAGACAAUCUUCCCAGAUUUAAAAUACCCUGGUCUAUUGGGAACAGUUCCCUGACGACGAGCUGCACGGCCUCGGGGUUUUACUUUCAGAUUUUGCUUCGACUCACCUGCAUAGUUUACGUCAUGCACAGAGCGGGUGGUUGCUGAUAUUUUGUACACUCAGCAUGUUUGAGAAAUGUUUGAGUAGGAUUGCACUUUUAAACCAAAAAUUAUCUUUGUACUGUGUACUGUGCGUACUGUGCGUACUGUGUGUACUGUGUGUAGAGCGGCGGAGGAGGGGGAAUAAAAGCAUUGCAAAAUAA